Messenger RNA from Oryza sativa Japonica Group (Japanese rice), 1067 nucleotides. Its product is annotated as proteasome subunit beta type-1-like. Gene Ontology annotation, cellular component: proteasome core complex. The record is from RefSeq and is a predicted model, not a curated record. NCBI's taxonomy places the organism in Eukaryota, Viridiplantae, Streptophyta, Magnoliopsida, Poales, Poaceae.
CCGAAAUAAAACUAGCCUCCCCGCGACGCCGCGCCGCCCCGCCCCGCCCGAUCGCCGCCGCACUCGCCGCCCGUCCGCCUCGCCGCAACGCACCGCGCCACCGCGCCGCGCCAGCCUGAGGGAGAGAGAGAGACGCCGAGGUUUGAGGUUGGUGAGGGAGCUGAGGCGGCGGGAGAAGGAGGAGGAGCGAGAGCGAGGGAGAGAGAUCGAUGGCGAGGUUCGAGGUGUACGAGAACAACGGCGGCACGUGCGUGGCCGUCGCCGGCGCCGACUACUGCGUGGUCGCCGCCGACACGCGCCUCUCCGUCGGAUACAGCAUCCUCAGCCGCGACAGCUCCAAGAUCGCCCACCUAGCGGAUAAAUGUGUUUUGGCCUCAUCUGGAUUUCAAGGUGAUGUUAAAGCUUUGCAGAGGAACCUUACUGCCAAGGAAUUGCUUUAUGAACACAACCAUAACAAGAAAAUGAGCUGCCCUGCGAUGGCGCAAUUACUGUCCAACACGCUCUACUACAAAAGGUUCUUCCCAUACUAUGCCUUCAAUGUGUUGGGUGGACUUGACAGCGAAGGUAAAGGAUGUGUCUUCACAUAUGAUGCUGUUGGGUCUUAUGAAAGGACAGGUUAUAGUGCUCAGGGGACAGGUGCAGCUUUGAUGAUGCCUGUUCUGGACAAUCAGCUAAAAUCUCCUAGCCCAUUACUACUUCCAGCUCGGGAUGCAGUGACACCAUUAUCUCAAUCAGAUGCUGUCGAUCUGGUUAAGGACGUUUUUGCAUCAGCCACAGAACGAGACAUAUACACUGGAGAUAAACUGGAGAUUGUUGUCAUCAACAGCGCCGGCUCUCACCGUGAGUUCAUUGAGCUAAGGAAGGAUUAGCGUGGGAUACUAUCAAACCACCUCGUACCUGUGCAACAACAAUACCAUUCAGUUACUAGCAGAAUGUGCCUUUUCCUUGCCAGAUGUAUUUAAAUUACCGUUGUAUUAUUCAGUGUUCACCAUUAUUACGGAAGUGGUUACGUAAGACAUUUUGUAGUCUUUCUAUCUGAACUAUGCGUAUCUGAAUUGCUCACUGAA